This is a messenger RNA of Ruditapes philippinarum (Manila clam), 4930 nucleotides long. Its product is annotated as nardilysin-like. The record is from RefSeq and is a predicted model, not a curated record. The transcript is spliced from 33 exons. Gene Ontology annotation, biological process: proteolysis. Bases 96 to 4892 code for a protein of 1598 amino acids. Gene Ontology annotation, molecular function: metalloendopeptidase activity; metal ion binding; nucleic acid binding. NCBI's taxonomy places the organism in Eukaryota, Metazoa, Mollusca, Bivalvia, Venerida, Veneridae.
GAUUUUCCUACAGAUAGGAUUUCAUAUCUUGGACAAAUUGCAGACCAUACUCAUAUUUUGGGUUGCUAGACAACAAAGAUGAAGUAUCUUGGAGUAUGAUUAUCGGGCAUUUGUUACGCAGAACUAGAGUUAUAGCACAGGUCAUUAGUAAGGGAAUAACUUCCAAAAAAGUAGAAGGCAUAAGAAUAUCCAAAUAUCAAAGACUGUUCUACUCCAGAGAAAUGGCAAGUCCAUGUACCACAGACAUUGUGAAAUCUCUGAAUGACAAGAGGGAGUACAGAUUAUUAUUCCUGGAGAAUGGUUUACGAGCAUUAUUGAUUUCUGACCUUGAUGGUGAGGACCAGUCUAGUGUUGACGAUGGGAACCAAUCAGAAUCAGACGAUGAGUCAGCAGGGUCAGAUAAUUCUGGUAAAGGGUCAGAUAAUUCUGAAGAUGAGGGAAGUGAUAUGGAAGUGGAUGACAUGUCUGAUUCAGAAAAUGAUCUUGGCCAAGAAAAAAAGUCGGCAGCUGCUCUGUGCAUUGGUGUGGGGAGUUUCUCUGACCCAGACAAUAUCCCUGGAUUUGCUCACUUUCUUGAGCACAUGGUAUUUAUGGGAAGUGAAAAGUACCCAGAGGAGAAUGCCCUUGAUGAUUAUCUCUCAAAACAUGGUGGUUAUACAAAUGCUUGGACUGAUCAUGAAAGGACAUGCUUCUAUUUUGAAGUAGAGCAGGAUGCCUUUCGUAAAUCUUUGGACAAGUUUGCUCACUUCUUUGUUGGACCAUUAUUGCUGCAAGAUAGUGUUGAUAGAGAGAUAGAAGCUGUCGACAGUGAAUUUCAAGAAACAGUUUCUAGUGAUAGUGACAGACUUCACCACAUCUUGAUAGCUACAGCUAAACAUGGAAACCCUAUGUCCAAGUUUCUGCUAGGAAAUUUGAAAAGUUUGAAGACUACGCCAGCAGAGAAAGGCAUUGAUGUAUACGGGCAGCUUAGAGACUUCUUCAACAGAUAUUACACAGCACAGUAUAUGACUCUAGCUGUACAUUCAAAACGUAGACAGUCGGGGAUACCCCUUGAAGCCUGGCGGAGAAGAGUUUUAGGGGGUUUAACAAAAAAAGGAUACUAUAUUUCUUUUUUUUCCAGUAAGGAGGCCCCAGUUUCUUUUACCAAGUUCAAGGACCCAUUUGAUACUGAUGGUUUUAGAAAAUUAUUUAAAGUUGUGCCAAUAGAAAAGACGCAUAAAUUGUAUAUCACUUGGCCAUUGCCGCCCCAGCAGCGACACUACAGGACAAAGCCUAUAGAGUAUAUUUCAAAUCUGCUGAACUAUGAAGGCGAAGGAAGUAUUUACUCUUAUCUUCAAAAAAGAAUGUGGGCAGUGGAGCUACUGGGAGGAAAUACUGGAGAAGGAUAUGAUAUGAACCAGAUUUGGACAGGACUUGACAUCUGUAUCACCUUAACUGAUGAGGGUCUUAAACAUUGGAGUGAGGUUGUUAAAGUUAUAUUUCAAUACCUCGACCUGAUGCAACGAGAAGGACCGCAGGAGAGUUUCUAUAAUGAACUUAAAGUUAUUGAAGAAACAAAGUUUAGGUGGAAAGAGAAGGGAGAUCCAGCUGAAUAUGUAGAAAAGGUUUCUGACAAUAUGCAGUUGUACCCUCCAGAAGAUUAUCUUACAGGACACAAAUUCUUGUACAAGUUUGAUGAAAAGGUUAUAAACAAUUGUAUGGAACAUCUAAGGGCAGACAACUGUAAUGUAAUGUUAACCUCUACAAACUUCACAGAGAGUGAUUGCCCCUUGAAAGAACAUUGGUUUGGCACUCAUUAUUCUGUUGAAGACAUUACUAAAGAACAACUACAAUCUUGGACUGAUUUUGAGCAGAAUGCUGAGCUGUUUUUGCCAAAGGAGAAUCAUUUUAUUGCAACAGAUUUUACAUUGAAAGACCUCCCAGCAGAAGAUUUAAAGCCAGUGCCUAUGAUGGUGUCAUCAUCUAGUCAACAUAAAUUGUUCUUUAAGAAAGACACAAAGUUUAAUGUACCAAAAGAAAUGAGUGAAAUGUGCCCAAGUUCUUUAGCUUGUAUAAAGUGGUUUCGAUUUAGUAUCAUUCUCAUAUCUCAAAACAGUAUGUCAGAGAAAACAACUAUGAAUAAACAAAGUGAAGGACCCGGAAACGGGGGGAUAGCUUUGUCGGCUACAGGAAAACAAGGCACUAAAAGAAAAUUAGAUCAAAAACCAUUAGAGAUCAAGUACAACGCUAUUAUUGAGUUUGAAAAGGGUCAGAAAUCAAAAACUGAAAUCGCUAAAAUGUUCGAUGGAUGCUACGAAGAAUUAGAGACCGCGCUGUUACAAUGGUUCAAACAAGCUCGUGACCAAGACAUCGCCAUUAGUGGCCCGAUUCUUUUAGAGAAAUCUAAAUUUUUCGCAGAUCAGUUGGGAAUUGAAGAAUUUAAACAGUCAACUGGAUGGUUAGAUCGUUUCAAAGAAAGACACGGAAUAACAUUUAAAACAAUAUGUGGUGAAGCUAAAUCGGUAGAUCGUAACUCGACAGAUAUGGACGCCUGGUUAGGACAUCUAGAAACAAUUCUGAGGAAUUAUUCUCCUAUGAACAUUUACAACGCCGACGAAACCGCGCUAUUCUAUAAACUUACACCAGAAAAAACACUUGAAUUCAAAAAUGUCAGUUGUCAGGGUGGAAAGAGAAGUAAAGAACGUUUAACUGUACUUGUGUGCUCCAAUAUGUCUGGUGAUGAUAAGGUUCCGUUGUUAGUGAUAGGAAAGUCAGCGAAUCCCAGGUGUUUCAAGAAUGUUAAGACAUUACCCGUAGAAUAUAAAAAUAACACAAAAGCAUGGAUGACAGGGGAACUAUUCACAUCCUGGUUAAUGAAACUGGAUAAACAAUUUCAUCGUCAGAACAGAAAAGUGGCUAUGGUGAUUGAUAAUUGUCCGGCGCAUCCGAAAAUAAAAGGACUUAAAUCUAUUGAACUUGUGUUUUUACCACCAAAUACCACCAGUCAUACACAACCUAUGGAUCAAGGAAUAAUCAAAAACUUAAAAGUACAUUACCGUCGUCAAGUGAUCAAAAAACAACUGGAAGCUAUAGAUAAUCGUGUAGAUUUAGUGUUGAAUGUGUUGGACGCGUUGCGUCUUUUAAGACAGUCAUGGUCAAUGGUUACUGCCCAAACAAUCAGUAACUGCUACAGACACGCAGGCUUCAAAUUUCAAGACCAACAGCCCGUUGAAGAUAAAUCGGACGACGAGGACGACAACAUUCCUAUCGCCAGACUUGUCGAAUUAUUCAAGAUGGAAAAAAAUGACGUUAACUCAUUCAUGAACAUUGAUUUAGAUAUCCCUGUGUGUGCGGAAACAUGUGAUAGAGACAUUAUUGAGGACUUAGUUUCGGCACGGAACUCAACCGAAAGUGACCCAACCGAAACGGAAGAAGAUGAUGAACCAAUACCGCCAGCGCCACCAUCGAUUGGGGAAGCUAUGAAAGCUUGUGAAACAUUAAGAACUUUUUUUGAGAGCCAGAGCAACGCUGACUCUGAAUUGACAAUGAUGAAUGUUUUAUUAAUAUCUAUUUUUUCAUUAUAUCCUACAGGAUACUUAUAUAUGCAUUUGAAAAGCCCUGUUGUUUGUGAUUAUCUGAAGAGCUCGGCUUUGUUUGAUUUAUUUAUUGCAAUACUGAAUCAGAAUAUUUCUGAGCCGACGUACCCUGCUGUGGUAGCAGGUUACAAGAUUGGAUGUAUGUGUGAUCCAGUUCAGACAGGUAUGGUGGUAGAAGUGGAUGGCUUUAAUCAUAAGAUACAGGAAGUACUUCUGCUGACCUUUGACCUGAUUAAAAAUUUCUCCUGUGCUGAUGACCUGUUUCAUGCAAUGAAAGCUGAAGUAAAGAAAACCUACCAUAAUGAGAUUAUGAAACCCUCGUCUGCUGCAAGAGUUCUACGUUGGAUGGUGACAGAGAAGCGUUACUGGUCGCAUGCUGAUAAAUACCGGAUAGUAGAUGAGCUUACCAAACCAGAACUCAUGGAUCUGGUGAACCGGUUCCUAAAACAAAUUUUCUUAGAAUCCCUAGUCAUCGGAAACUUUACACAACAGGAGGCUGUAAGCAUAAAUGAUGAAGUCCUGUCAAAAUUGAAAAGUCAGAAAGCUGUGGACCAGAAGGUGCUAGAGAACAAUCUGAUUGCUAUUCCACAAGAGAAGCUUUAUUGUCAGAUCAAGAGUUUCAACCCAGAAGAUACGAUGUCCUGUGUUCAUAAUUAUUACCAGAGUCAGCCUGGUACCCUGCUGAAGUGUUGUCUCAAUGAACUGCUUUGUACACGUAUGACAGAGCCAUGUUUUAACACAUUACGUACCAAACAACAGCUGGGCUACAGUGUGAGUUGUAUUAACCAUAUGACGUGUGGUGUCAUUGCCCUGGGGAUUUGUGUGGAAUGUAAAGCUCAGAAAUUCAGUAUGCAAUAUGUGGAUGAACAGAUAGAGAAAUUCCUUCUGGAGAUGAAAGAUAUCCUGCAAAGUAUGACCCAGGAAGAAUUUGAAACCUUGAUAGAAUCUGAGAUCACAUUGAAGAGGACAGAGGACACUCAGCUAGAAGAGGAGACCUCUAGACAUUGGAGAGAGAUUGUCGAUCAAACCUACGUCUUUGAUCGGCUAGAAAAAGAGAUAGCUGUUUUAAAGAAGCUUUCAUUGAAAGAUUUACAAGACUGGUUUGCAGAUGAGUAUUUGGGAGAUAAACAGAGAAAGAUUAGUUUUCAGGUGAUUGGUUGCCAAGAGAAUGUUGUUGCCAUGAAGCAUCUCAGUGACACAGAUCCUGAAAUCAAGUGUUUGAGAGACCCUGAUCAAAGUCUGUCUACUCCAAUAGAUGAUAUAAACUCUUUUAAACAAUCCUGCAAACAACUUCCACACACCAAAGUAAUUUCUUGAUAAUUGAACUGUUGUUAGGUUUUUCUUUUAUCAAGGAA